Messenger RNA from Platichthys flesus (European flounder), 4796 nucleotides. RefSeq lists its product as uncharacterized. Gene Ontology annotation, biological process: regulation of transcription by RNA polymerase II. Bases 759 to 3113 code for a protein of 784 amino acids. The record is from RefSeq and is a predicted model, not a curated record. Lineage: Eukaryota; Metazoa; Chordata; Actinopteri; Pleuronectiformes; Pleuronectidae. The transcript is spliced from 3 exons.
UCCUCCCUCCCUCCCCGGAGCCUGACAGCCCGUUAGCUGCUGCUGCUGCUCACCGGCAAUGAGACAGCAAACACGGAGUCGCUGACACGACCCGAGAUGGACUUAGCGAGCCCUUUCCCCCGCUGCACAGACGGACACUACCCGCGCACGGCUGCCCGCUAACCGGAGGGGACGCGUAUCCAUCCAUCGCCAGGUUCGUCUUGGUUUUCGUGGAGACUCGACGUCCCAGGGAGAGGAAUGGAUGCCGCUUUUCCUGCGACAUUCACCGGCCAGGGACGAGGACCACUCGCGUGCACGUCAACGAGUCGGGGACUCCGCCGAUUUCUGUGCGCUUGAUUGUUAACGUGAACAUCCAGGAGACCGAGACCGCGAUCCGUGGUAAAACAAAACGACACAGCAAGUUCAAGAGGAGCGUGGCCAAUCGCUACUGGCAACCCAACACGAAUUUAAGCUAACCCAAGGCUAGCUAGAAUCCACCAUUCUUUGUUUGUUUAAUUUGAGUUAUCCAAUACGGUCUGGAGUUGGAUGGAUACUUGGGUUAAGAAGAAGGUGACCGCCCACACGUGAUUCUGCCCUCAGCGGGUUUAGCUUGAUUUUUAAAGGACAUAAAUCAUCCGACUUCUCUAGGCUCGGUAUGGCUCGGUAGUAUCGCGGUACUGCAGCUGACCCAGCUAGCUAGCAUCUGUUAGCUGGUAGGUAGCGCCAACAGCCGCCUGCCACUUCUUCUUUGGCUUUUACUAACUCCUCCACGGCUAAAGAUGCAACACCAGGACUUUCCUGGAGACCCGCCCGCGGCCGGGAGCCGGAAAGCGGCCUUCCACUACAGGAGGGGGAGCAGCGGCGCGACUGCCCCCUCCGCCGCCGCCGGCAGCGGGGUCAACGCGGUGGACGAUAACCCGACCCAGACUGGAUCCUCCUCCCCGGGACUUCACCACCAGCCCCCGUCCCAAGUUUCCGGCGCUCAGGUGAAGAAGAAGAGUGGCUUCCAAAUCACAAGUGUCACCUCGGCUCAGAUCAACGUGAGCGGCAACAACAGUCUGGCAGAUGACACCGAGAGCUACGAUGAUAUGGACGAGUCGCACACCGAAGACCUCUCCUCCUCCGACAUGCUCGACGUGUCCGUGUCCAGGGCCACGGAUACAGGUGUGCCGGAGAGAAGCUCCUCCGAUGAGACAUUGAACAGUCUCCAUGGGGUCGACACACCCGGGCUUGCUUCGCCCAACGAACCCCUUCACCCUCAUUCCAUCCCCCAGGGGUCUCAGCAGCAAACCUCUAUCGUAAAUGGGACCAUGCAUCAUCAAUAUUAUCCCCAGCAACACGGCCAGUCCCACCAUCAUCACUCUGACAGCCUGGGAGGAGGCGAGCUCCCAGCACUUCCUAUUGCUCCUUUGGCUAGCUCCAGCCCAUCCAUGGCCUCCAAAGCUGGGCCUAGUAUGUCCCAGAGGACACAGGGGCUGGAUAACACAAAACCUGCAAGUGGGACAAGUCAACCAUUAACCCCUAUUGUUGGUGGGGCGGCCACUGAUGCACAUCUACUGGGCAGUGUAAACACAUCUAAUGUGACUGUUGCUACUCCCUCUGGGUCUGCAGGUUUUGACAACACUAGUGCAAGUGGGCAAGUUGCUUCUGCAGGAGGAGGAACCGGUCCGCCUGCUGCUGUCCCGAACACUCACAGCCAGCACGCCCAAACCCAGACAGCUACUGGCUCUCGUUUUAGGGUGGUCAAGCUGGACACUAACUCUGAGCCCUUCCGCAAGGGAAGAUGGACAUGCACCGAGUAUUAUGAAAAGGAGGUUCCUCCUCCAGCUAUGUCUGAGGCUCCAAAAGUUGCAGAGUUGGCCGCAGAUACCGAAGCAGCCACAGCUGGGAUUAGUCCAGGUGUCCCCUCUGUGCAGCCACCUCACACACUGCAGCCCUAUCAGCAGCCGAGCCUGGACUUCACUAGUCCUCAAGCCAUGCAGAGCCCGCCACAGGGACUGGCCCAGACUACACCUCUGACCUAUGUUUCACCCCAAGAGGUCAUGGGUGGAGCUCACAUUCCUAAACCCGUGGCACCUGUCACUCUCCCUACAGCAACAUCACAACUAAGUGGAGGUCAGCAUCUGCCUGUAAUACCCCAGCAGUUGCCCUAUGCUUUGGACCCCAACCAGGCUCAAACCCAGGGAGGUUACCCAGCACCUCAGCUCCAUGCAGGGGUCGGGACCCAAGGAAGCGUCCGUCAGCCAGACUUCAUCCAGCCCACCGCUCCCUUCCAGACUCAGGUCCAGCCUCCUCUGCCACAUGGAACAGGAAUCCCCAUAACACCAGUUCAAGGCGUCCCUGCACAGCCAGCGGUCAGCAUUACUCAGCAGGUGCCCCACCAAGGUCAGGUAGCCCCAGCUCCGGGAUCUUAUGCUACAGGACAGCCGCAGAACCUCCCAUCUCAGCCCCUACCUCACCAACAGCCCCGAUCCACUGCCCCAUUCGCGCACACUCACGGGACCCACUACAUGCCUCUGACCGCGCUGCAAGCUGACCUCCAGCCAAUUCUCACCCCAGGCACGACCCUCACCCAUGUCCCCGGAGGAGGGAGCUCCAUAAGAACCUCCCACCUGGAGGACGCCCAGAGGAUUCUGCUCCAGCACCAAGGCCUGCUGGGUCUCCCCAGGUUGGCGGUGGCAGCGGGUGACCGGGGCUUAGAGGCCAGCGGUGCUGCCGGAACGCUGGCCCACAUGGGGAUGUCGGCGGAGGCCAGUGCAUUGAUGGUCGCUGCUGCUGCGGGCCUCAGGGGUCAGCAUGCUGAAGGAGAGGAGGACAGCUCUUCGGGUGCAAGUGUGGUGGCAAUCGACAACAAGAUCGAACAAGCAAUGGACUUGGUGAAGAGCCACCUCAUGUAUGCCGUGCGCGAGGAGGUGGAGGUGCUGAAGGAGCAGAUCAAGGAGCUGAUUGAGCGCAACACUCAACUGGAGCAGGAGAAUAACCUGCUCAAGAACCUGGCCAGCCCCGAGCAGAUGGCCCAGUUCCAGGCGCAGGUCCAGAACGACGGCUCCCCCACCGGCGGCGCUCAGCCCCCAGUCCCGGUCCCGGUCGGAACCGCACAAGUCCUCCCCUCCGCACAGAACUCGUCCGCGUAGCUCAGAACCUGCACACUGAAGAGCUCCCGAAGGGAUGACAGAUAGAGGGGACGGGAGGAAGAAGAUGAGGAGGAGGAGGAGGAGGAAGAUGGAGUCUUGCCAUACUGUGAACUGACUCUAGCAUCAGGACCGACUAUGCCACCGUCUCAAGGACACUUCACCUUAACCUGGACGACGAAAACCAACCUUCCUUUGUUGCACAUCUUUAUUUAACUGAAAGACUCUGGAAGUUGCACCGGCUCCUGUUUUUAUGUUUCUGCUUCGUCUCUGAAUUUCGCUUCAGACAAUCGUCAUGCUGGUCGUCGCGGUGAUGUCGAGGAGGACGGAGCUGACAGGAACCGACAGUUGUCUCGGGGCCACUGGAGGAAGGAGGAGCUAUAGCGCAUGGCCUCAGCCAAUCAGUGGGAGCACGUCAAAUUCCGUUCUUGUAUGAUUCCCCAAACCCCCGGUGUAAAGCGUGCCAUCGCUCGCCCCACCUCAACACAACGCUGUUCAUCUGCACACAAUUUUUUACUCACCAGCUUCCUGUUUUAUUUUCUCCUUCUCCCCCCCCCUUCUCCCGUUUGCACAUUUUUCGGGCGAUGCUGACAGGGGAUGAAGAUUUGUGCGUCCCAUCUGGAAUGGGGAGUCAAAUAAUGGCGCCGUGAAUUUCUCCGGGUCUCAGCCCUCCCAGCAUCUGAACACGACGAGAAGACGUUAUUUUUCUGGGUUGAGUGGGAGGGGGUCGGUUAUUCCGAGAGAGAAAAAAGAUAUUACCUGCGUCUCAUUGUUCACUUGGAGAACUCUGUGUUCUUUCUGAGGUUCACGUCCCCGUCCCCACCCUAGAGCUCCUGCCCCUUCUCGGACGGAGCAUUAAACAUUUAUGCAGGGAAUCCUUGUAUUUUCAGGGUGGGCUGUGAAUGGAUGAGAAUAUGUUUUUGUCUUGUUUAUCUUUCUUUCUUUCUUUUUGCUCUUAUCGGUGUAAUAAGUGUCUGUAAAAAUAAAUAACAGCGAGGCGAAUAAUUAGGACGUGACUGUUGCUUGGUAGUGAACUCUGUAUAUAUAUGACAAAUGUCCAAUUAAACUCUGCCAAGUGCCUGGAUUCUAACCAUAGAUACAUAUAUAAAAGGUUUUUUAGUUGUCUUAUUCAUAUAUUUGUAUAUACAUUUAUAGAUAUAUAUAUAUAUAUAUCUCUCUAUAUAUAUAUAUCUAUGGUUUUGCCAGGUUUUGAAACUACCUGUGAUGUCAUUACUCAGGUAGGGACCAGAAGAGGAUUAUUUACCUCCGCACUAUAAGAUGCUGUCUCUCCUGAAGUGACACACGGCCUCAAACUGUACGUGACCUCUCCUCUGCCGUCGCUUCAAACUCCCUCGCUCAAAUGAUCAGGACUGUUUGACCGUUUGUGUGGACACAUGUAGUUGUUUUUUAAUGAACUAUUCUUUUCUGUUGUUUUUUUUUCUGUUUUUCUUUCAUGUCUUUUGUACAGCCGAGUGUUUUAAGUUGCUCCUAGUGCAACUGGAGCGCCGAACACAAUAGUGAGACACUUGACAACACAAAAAAAGAAAUGAGAGGGAGAGGAAUUGGAAAUGCCUAGCAGAAUUGUCUAUGUAUUUGCGCAUGUUCCUCAGCCCAUCACAAAUGUGACGUAAAAAUUUGCACUAGACAGUUGCACCUCAAAUAAAAAUGAAAACUAAAGAGCAAAAA